Molecule: messenger RNA, 1035 nt
Organism: Plasmodium knowlesi strain H
Lineage: Eukaryota; Apicomplexa; Aconoidasida; Haemosporida; Plasmodiidae
Product: Plasmodium exported protein, unknown function
Exons: 2
Coding region: 1-1035 (344 amino acids)
Source: RefSeq, a predicted model, not a curated record
AUGAAAGAAAUAUUUCUGUUCCCUUUAAUUAAAAUUCUUACAUUUAGUGCCUUAGUAUGGAUAUCUCCCAACUCUUAUAGGUCAGCUAUUUCGGGGGAAUUAUGGGAGAACAGAAUAGGUUUAUAUGACAAGUUAGAGCUAAGGAAUAGCAGGUUAUUAAGUGAAAGGUGGAAGCAAUAUAGACAUGAAAGAAAUGUUAACUUAAAAGAAAGAAAACAUAAUAUGCUAAAAGAUGAGGAUCAUUAUGACGAAAGAUUCCCAAGUAGUAUGAGGAAUAAACCUAAUCCUCGGGAACACAUGGAUAAUCCAGGAUUUAGUGAGAAAACUGAUAAAUUAACAUCCAGAAGUAAAUAUGGUAAUCAUUUUGGAAGAAGAAAAGAUAAAAUAGCAAAUGAAAAAAUUCAUAGAACUUCAAAGGGGAAUUCUGAAAUAGAUGAAGAUGAUAAUUAUCUUAAAGAGCCGGAGGACGGUUACUAUAUGAGAGAAGGAAAUGUUGAAUAUGGAGGAGGAAAUAAAGAACAUAAAAAACCACCAAAUAAUAAUGUUCAUGGAAUACAGAGUAAAUCCGGAAUGAAUAAUAAAAAUUUGGAGAAACUUCCCCGACCACCAAAUGAGAACGUUCCUUACACAUUGGAAUACUACCAUUAUAGCAAAGUAAAGAGAGGUGUAAUGGAGAAGUUCGUAAAUGCACUUAAAAAAAUGGAUGUACAAUUUCAAUUAAAAUUUAUGCGUUACAUGAAAGCGAGGAAUUAUUCUGCGGAACGUGAAUUUUUGGAACUUCGAAGUAGGAAAGAAGUAAUUUCUUAUUAUUUUAGGAGGUACAAAAUAAUGUUGCCACUUAUAAUGCAAACUGUCAUUUUUUCGAUAUUCUUAGGGUUGACACUUACAACUAGUGCAGUCGGUCCAAUGUUCAUAAUGUCUUGUAUUACGGGUGAAUUGCUCUUGAAUUUGUCUUACUAUUAUUUAAAAGCAUAUAUUAGAAUAAGAAAAAUUCACAGAAAUUUCAGACAGCACGGUGUUAAAAUUAAAGAAUGA